Molecule: messenger RNA, 4791 nt
Organism: Ixodes scapularis (black-legged tick)
Lineage: Eukaryota; Metazoa; Arthropoda; Arachnida; Ixodida; Ixodidae
Product: AP-5 complex subunit beta-1
Exons: 22
Coding region: 236-2827 (863 amino acids)
Biological process (GO): endosomal transport
Cellular component (GO): lysosomal membrane; AP-type membrane coat adaptor complex
Source: RefSeq, a predicted model, not a curated record
AUUUUGGCCAACCUGGAAACUUUGGAACUGUUCGUGCUGGUGUGUGUGUGUGUGUGUGUGUUUUUGUGUGGUGCUGUUUGGGCGGUUUGGCGGGUCAUACUUUGGUCAUAUUAUACGGCUCUGGGUCAUAUCAUACACGUGCGACGCUGCGCGUGGAAAAUCACGUGAUGUCAAAUUAACCGCAGGUUGAGUUGGUACCCGCCAAGCCCGCUCACUCCCCCCAAACAACCUAAUCAUGGCCCAGCAAGAGCGGUAUCAAAGCCUGGUGAAGUUUCGUCAGGCGGUGUUUUCGAAGGACAAGAUUGCGAGUGAGAGUUCCCAGUUUCACUACUCGGAUGUUGUGAAGGCCUUAAUGAACGAUCGUGCUGAAGAGCAGCUUCAAAUCAACCUGAUGCUUAUGCUACAGGAGGGUAGCAACGAUUUCCUGACGAAGAUGACUACUUACGAGGCUGUGGAGUCACUGAAGAGCUGCUUCUCCCAACUGAAGAGAACGAGCAGAUACAACCUACAGAGCCACAUCCUAGUCACAGUGACGUCCAUUCUUCUUAAUGCGGACGCAUCGGACGACACUCAGCUGUCGGAGUUUGUGGAACUGCUAGUGGAGAGCGUCGUCCAGGUGAAGCGAAACCACCCUUUGGUGCGGUCCACGGGAUGCAACUGCCUCAGGGAAAUUGAGUUUUUCUUCCCCGGCACCAUAGCCAAGCACCUGGAUGAGCUGUGGGGUGCACUGGCCAAGGAUACCUCGUGGGCCUCGCAGGCGUUGGCCCAGCUUGUGGCACUGGCCUUGGGCACAUUGGAAGGUUCGUGUAGGAGCGGCUUACACGAUGUGCCUGUGCUUUUGAGCCAGUUGCCCCUGAUGACACCCAUGACUGCUGGAACUCUGCUGCGCAGCCUCCUCGCUGUUGCUCAGGACACAAAUGCACUUCCCCCCGGGGUGGUGAAGAUGUGUUCCUCGCAGUACACACUCUGUUACGAGCUGCCCCUGGCACAUUUUGUGCUGACAGCCGAGGAGCAGCCCCCCAUGGAAGCUCUGGAGCAUCUGCGCAGGGCCCUGACCAGUGCACAUGCCGGCUGCCGCGGGCUUGUCUUGAGCUGGCUCGGCUCGUCGCUGCGGCGUCUGGGGACACACGAAUUGGCACAGGGCUCCCGGUGGAGCCUGGCUUUACUGCCUGCACCCGGAGCAGACGCACAGCUGCAGGGCCUUCAGCUUCAGGCAGCUCUGGCUGAUGGUCUGGCGACCGCAUCAGCUCCAGAAGAGGCCCUAGCCACGGUGGUGGUCCACCUCCGGAGCUUUGGGCGAUGGGCCGCUGCCGUGCCCAGCCGCUUCCCGCUGCAGCUGCUGCUUCAUAUCUUGUACCGGCUGUAUGCGGACUCGAGGGAAUCUGCCCUGGCUUCCAGUGUGGAUGAGGAGCUGUCACGUCUUGUUGUAAACAUGACCAUGUUGCCACCGUUCUAUUGCCGGAGCCUUCUGAGCUUCCUCAGCUGCAUUGAAGUCAAGUUUCCUGACAGCAUGCUGCCGGAGAGUGUGCUGGCACAGGCGGUGGAGACAGUGGCGCAGCCCAGCCGAGCACAGUGCCUGGAAGCUGGUCUCGAGAGUUCCCUGCUGGUCCUAGGUGUGGCGGUGCAGCGGCCGGUGCACGUUUUCAAGCCCAAGCUGGUGUUCAGAUACAUCCAGAGGCUUGUCUCGAGCCGGGGGCUUUCUGCACGUCGCACCUGGCUGUUGGGCAACCAACUGAUUGACCUGUGCUGCAGCAUCAUGCUCUACCAGGCCCCAGAUUCACUCAGCUCAGAGUUGCGAGGUGUGCUCUGCUACCUGAUGGAGUCGUCGGAGGACGUGGACGUGCAGAGUCGCGCCAAGCUCCUGUAUGCAGCCCUGUACGCCCUGUCAGAGUCCAAGGCGAGGCAGCUGCUGCAGCUGUGCUCCAACGGCCCGGUGAGGGACAGGGAGCUGGACUGCAGCACCCUCUCAUUGGCAACUUUUCCGGUGGCUACCAUGGUGGCCAGCCCUCCGGUAGAAGUGGUGCGCCUCUCGAGACUGGAUCGACCGCACUCUUCACCCACGUCCACGGUCGAGGACGGCAUGUUAAAGUGUUCCGACGAGAAGGCGUUGACCCUGGAGCCAGGAGCACUGGUGCACUACAGGGCUUUUCUGGAGAAGCACUUCAUUCACAGUGUCAGCAUCGCAUGUCUGCUCUCACUGGGCUCACCGAAUCCGCAGUUGAACUGCCUGCUUGGACUGCGACUCAGCCUAAGCGCUCCGGCAGAUUGGGGCGUCGCUCAAGGUCUGGAAAUGCCCGUCUUUUGGGGGGAGGAAAACGGUACCACCGUGGCCGUCUCGCUGUCACCUAAAGUGGCAGCAUCCUGUACCAUCACCGUCACGGCGGAGUUCACGGCGUUGGACCUGAGCAGCUACAGGUGUCUCUUGGACCCCCUGCAAGUGCACUUUGAGGACCUGUUGCUUCCAAUGCCCGUGCCCGAACCUGUAUCCCCACAGCUCUGGAGGGGGCUCGUCUUCGACACGCUGUGGCAAGAAUGCAGCGCAGCACCAGAAGCCCAGCAGUCGGUGCUCCGACUGGCGUCGCUAGUGCCUGGCCCGGAGCUGUUGAAGCAGCUGUCCGAGCGCCUGGCCCCCUGGCUGGUGUGCCGAGAGCCCAGGAAGGGCAGCCUGCACGCCAUCUUCCUGGCCCCUCAGCGGAGGCACAUCCUGCUGGCAGUGGACAGCCUGGCUGGUCAGCUGGUGGCGUCGCUCCUGGUCGAGUCCUGGCAGCUGCUGGCCCCUGUGCAAGUUUUUUUGGAGAAGCUUUGCUCACCAGAGAGCCGAUGCUAGGCCGGCCUCCAGAACCUCGGCCUGAUUUUUCUCUCGAACAGCCCCGUGCCUCAACACCAGACUUUCUCGGGUGUUUUGUGCUCGCCUGACUGCCAAUGUGCCUUCCGACGUCUGCUGGGGGGACUACAGGUCCCAGGUGUGCAGGUGCCUGGACUAGCCAAUUUAGACAAAGAUGUAAAAAUGUUUCCCAUUGCUAUAUGCAGAAUUAUUUUCCUAUUACGAGGUGCGUGGAGAAAGUAGGUUCCGUUCUCGCGUGUGCCCCCGCAAGCGUGUUGACUUUUGUGUCAUGCAUGCACGGUUGUGCUCCUUUAUGUGUUGGUCACACACUAAUGCUAAUUUGUGACAUGGAUUUUUUUUUAUCUUUUGUUUUUUGCAUCAAUUCCGUUUAAGUUGUAGAACGGCCUGCCCACUCUGAAGUCCGGUCUGUAGUAAGAUUUUUAAAUUCCACAAAUGUCGGACCACAUAGGUCGUGAACAAAUUAUCGAUAGAUUUUCAAUAUUUUAGAUUAAAUGCAAUGAGCGAACGAAUGGUACAGUAUCAAGUAUGAAUGUUUCAUGAAGGGCAACAGAGCAUUCGCAGCACAACACAAUGCAGAUCAAUAAGUGUUAAAUUGUUGCAAAAACUUUAUUACAAAUAGUCAAUAAAAAUCAUUUUGGAGAACCGGUGUUUUACAACUUCUGAUCUCGCAACACGUCCCCAAAGUUCUGGAAUCAUUGCUUCACAUAAUGGUUAGAAAAAACUUGAGUAGCACAAAUGAUCUUCUAGGUGAGGGCUAAAGAUGUUGGCUCGGGACUCGGGUGGCAGACCUCUGCGAGGAGGAUAUCCCAAAACUUGUUCACAAUAUGACAGAGGUCUUAACAUUGAAUGGGAUUACGUCAAAUCCUUGAUUAAGGUAUGCAGAAUUUAGUGAAAAUAAAGCAUUUCACAAUGUUGCCUAUAGUUUCUGAUCCUAAAACGGUACUUACUUUCUGGACAUGCCUUACAUUACUUUUGUAUUUUUUACUCCUUAGUGACACUGCGGACUGCUUCGUAAUAGUCUGCUGGGCCCACAUACAAACAUGACGAGUAAAACGCUAUGGAAAUACAUGAUUCAUAUACUAAUCCUAUACAGUUUGGUGAAAGUAAAUGAGAAGUGAUAGAUCCAGUUGCGUACAAAAGAUUCAAGGGUUAGAGCCGCCUAAAAAGAAAAGUUUUUUUUUUUAAUCAGUUUACAUUUGGUUUUGGCUAUAAAGCAUGGACAAUAUACCAAGGUUGGCUGUGAUAAAUAUCUGGAGGCAAUGCAAGUGGGAAAUGCUCGACCGAAUUUGUAAGAGGGUGUUACCGAGCUCUACCCCUUCUUUGCUGAUGGUAGGACCAUGACCUACUGUUAUUUAUUGCAAUGUAGAUCAUGGGUAGGUUAGUUUUAUCAAAUGCGGCCUAGUUUUGCAAAGGCCCUAGAUAAUUGUGUUCCAAAUGACCUGCGAGAGUUCACAAAAAGAGCCGGCAUAAUUUCAGAAUUGGUGUGUGUAUGGUCAAGUCGAUUCCGAAUUGUGGUGUGCCCAAGUGCGAGUGUUGUGGAAAGGGUUUGGGACUCCACUAGUCAUGUGCGAAUAGUGGAUCUUGAGCUCGAAGUGAAUAGUGAUUUUGGCCGAAUAUUUUCGAAGCGAAUAUAGAAUAUUUUCUCCAUGCUUUUCACUAGUGCACCACGAAUUUAAACAAAAGCCCAGAUAAACUUGAGAAGGUUGUUCCCAAGCUUCCACUUGUUCAUUUCUAAGCUAAUUUUAAUCCACUUAUAUUUAUAGACUGCAGCCUCAGGAAGUCCAAUGCCUACAUUGGGAUAGCAAGUAAAUGAACACAUUUUACAUAAAAUUAAACCUAGAGAUGCUCACCUAUACCUAAUAUUGAGACUUGGAAACUAUCUUGCUGUAUACAAGCAUCCUCUUUUAUAUCUAGAAUUUGAGAAAAUAAAGCGAGUGAAUGAUGAA